Messenger RNA from Prosopis cineraria, 1118 nucleotides. RefSeq names its product maturase K-like. Bases 1 to 687 code for a protein of 228 amino acids. Lineage: Eukaryota; Viridiplantae; Streptophyta; Magnoliopsida; Fabales; Fabaceae. The record is from RefSeq and is a predicted model, not a curated record. Gene Ontology annotation, biological process: mRNA processing. The transcript has a single exon. Gene Ontology annotation, cellular component: chloroplast.
AUGGACCAUUAUGUUAGAUAUCAAGGAAAAUCCAUUCUGGCUUCAAGGAAUACGCCCUUUUUGAUGAAAAAAUGGAAGUACUAUCUUAUCCAUUUAUGGCAAUGUCAUUUUUAUGUUUGGUCUCAACCAGGAAAGAUCCAUAUAAACCAAUUAUCCGAGCAUUCAUUUUACUUUUUGGGUUAUUUUUCAAAUGUUCGGCUAAAUCCUUCAGUGGUACGGAGUCAAAUGUUGGAAAAGUCAUUUCUAAUGGAAAAUCUUAUGAAAAAGUUUGAUACAAGAAUUCCAAUUAUUCCUCUAAUUAGAUCAUUGGCUAAAGCAAAAUUUUGUAAUGUAUUAGGACAUCCCAUUAGUAAGCCGGUCUGGGCCGAUUCAUCCGAUUUUGAUAUUAUUGACCGAUUUUUGCAGAUAUGCAGAAAUCUUUCUCAUUAUUACAACGGAUCCUCAAAAAAAAAGAGUUUGUAUCGAAUCAAAUAUAUACUUCGGCUUUCUUGUAUUAAAACUUUGGCGCGUAAACACAAAAGUACUGUACGGGUUUUUUUGAAAAGAUUAGGUUCUGAAUUAUUGGAAGAAUUCUUUACAGAGGAAGAAGAUAUUUUUUCUUUGAUCUUCUCAAGAGCUUCUUCUACUUUGCAGAGGUUAUAUAGAGGUCGGAUUUGGUAUUUGGAUAUUUUUGAUUUUCAUCAAUGAUCUGGUCAAUCAUGAAUAACUGGUUAUCAUACUUUGUAAAUGGAAACUAUCUUUAAAUGAGGAAAAGAGAAAAAAAAAAAGAAUUCAUUCGUUUCUAUUCUAUUAUGAAAUAUGAAAUCGAUUAUGAAAUGCUCAUGUAGUAAGAGUAGGAUUUGAUAAACUAAGUACCUACCUUUUUUAGAGUCCUGUUCUAGGGAAAGAACUGAGGUUUAGAUGUAUACAUAGGGAAAGCCGUGUGCAAUGAAAAAUGCAAGCACGGCUUGGGGAGGGAUUUUUUUUGUUUUGUUGUUUAAUGUUUAAUUAGAUUAACAAAAAAAUUAUCUACUCCAUCCGACUAGUUCCGGGUUCGAGUCCCGGGCAACCCAUUAUACUUAAUAUAUCCAAGUCAUAUGUAUCAAGUCAUAUGUAUAUAAAUGUAUAGAAAUUUUUAG